Molecule: messenger RNA, 1837 nt
Organism: Malus domestica (apple)
Lineage: Eukaryota; Viridiplantae; Streptophyta; Magnoliopsida; Rosales; Rosaceae
Source: RefSeq, a predicted model, not a curated record
UCCUAUCCCAUUGCUUUCGUUCCGGCCACUUUUUCUCUCCCUCUGAAAAAAAUCAAAUCCAAAUUUCACCAAAAAAAAUCACAUUUCUGAAUACCAAAAUCAAAUUUCAGAAAAAACCCAACAGUUCGGAACAUUUUAAUUUUAAUUUUAUUAAUUUAUGAGAUUUUAUUUCGGAUUUUUGAGAGAUUACGAGGCUUUGUGGUUAAAUUUGCAGCUGGCGGUUGAGGUAGGUAGCUAGGGCUUUUGGGAGGAGGAAUAUGAUCGGGUGCGGCGAGCUCUAACGUUGGAUUUAAGAGAUGAUUGCUAUGCGCUAGGAAGAGGAAGGGUCGUGGUGAUCGUUAGAGAAGAAACGACGGCAUUUUGGGGGGUGGGAAUGGACUGCCGGGUGGUGUGCAUGGCGGGCGGCGACGUUUGGGUGAGGGGUCAGAUCGGAGGGGCUUUAAGCCACGAGAGCGAGCACGACCUCGCUCUCAUGGUCACUGAUUUUUGGGAAAACGGUAGCGUUGGAGCGGAGUCUUGGUGUAGCAGCGACAGCGAUUCUGCUCUCUCCGAUCUCGGUCGCCUCGCCGAUAAAAUUCCGUUUUUCAAGCGUUCAGUGGCUCAGUACGAAAACGAUUUGACGUCUGUGGUUCAUUCUCUGAUACUGUCCAUCAGCGAGAACGAUCUUAAUUUUGUGAAGUCAGGUCAAUGCAAUUCCAGCUGCAUCAAGUUUGAUCUGGUUAAGCUUCUGAGGCUGUCUGGUUAUGAUGCUGCCGUGUGCGCGGCUCGGUGGCAGGGCACUGGCAAGGUCCCUGGAGGGGAUCAUGAAUAUAUUGAUGUGGUGAACUACAACAAUUUGGGGAGCUCUGAGCGCCUUAUCAUUGACCUUGAUUUCAGAAGCCACUUUGAAAUAGCUAGAGCGGUUCAAUCGUAUGAUAGAAUAUUGAACUCACUACCAGUUGUUUAUGUGGGCUCCUUGACUAGGCUGAAACAGUAUCUUCAAGUUAUGGCCGAAGCUGCUAGAUCUUCCCUCGAGCAGAACUCGAUGCCUCUACCUCCGUGGAGAUCACUCGCUUAUCUGCAAGCGAAAUGGGAAUCUCCGUACCAGAGACAGUUUAAUAUAGACGAACAGAAUGUCAACGGUUCCUACAAUUUUGACCACAAGCAAUGCAGUGCGCAUUUGAAGAUGCUGCAGUCUCUGCUUCAGUCUGAAAUUGAAGCAGAUAGGCUGUUGAAGCAGAUAAACAACGAUCAUAUUAGGAAGCACAAGCCCGAUAGGCGGAGGCACUCUUUGUUCAGGACUCACUGAGAAUGUACACAUUUUCGGGCCUUGAGGCGAGAGAGGGCUCUUGGUGAGACAAUUGUAUUGCGGCUUUUCAGAUUUUUUUUCCCAGACCUUAAAUAAGCAUGAAUCUCCGAUUCAGAACGAAGGCAGGUUCAUAUAGCCAACAUGAAUAGCAAUAAGUCAUACUAUAGUUGAUAAAUUUCCACUGUUCGUUCUUGCUGGGGAGUCUUUCAUGAUUCUUUUACUUACUCUGCACUCGCGUCAAGCAGCACCACCGGGUUUUCGGAAUUGCUGCAGGUUCAGUCCAGCAGCAUCAACGGCCGAUCAAGGCGGUACAAGUUCUUGCUCGACUACGAUGCAUCAAUUUUCCCAUUGUAUCUGUUUUUUGUUCUUUGUUAUCCUCUUGAAUGUAUCCCUUUCCCCUAAUUUUUCUGGGCCAAGGAAAUUUUGUCACUGUUAUCUUUUUUCUGUUUUCCAUUUCUGCAAAUGUUGAGUUCAUAACUUCCCCAGCAGAACAACUUUAAUUUUUUUUUAACCCUAAUAAUGAUGUUGAUGUAUUGUUUUUUUUUUUAC